UCCAUGCCCUCGUUUGUAAUAUAUAUGAGAGUCCCAUUAAUGUAGAAGUGGAAGCUCAUCACAAGCAGAAAUGGCAAAGGCAAAUGGUGAAACCAAUUCUGUUGUCUCUGAUUUUAUCGACUUCUUGAACGCUUCCCCCACUGCUUUCCAUGCCGUUGAGGAAGCAAAGAAGCGUCUGGUAAGAGUGGGAUAUGAACAACUCUCUGAAACAGAGGAUUGGAAAUUAGAAGCCGGCAAGAAGUACUUCUUCACCAGAAAUCAUUCAGCUAUUCUUGCUUUUGCGAUCGGUAAAAAAUACGUUGCUGGAAAUGCAUUCCAUAUUGUUGGUGCACACACUGAUAGCCCUUGUUUAAAAUUGAAGCCUAUAAGCAAGAUUACAAAGGGUGGAUUUCUGGAAGUUGGGGUUCAAAUAUAUGGGGGUGGGCUGUGGCACACAUGGUUUGAUCGAGACUUAACAUUUGCAGGAAGGGUGAUUUUAAGGGAGGAAAAAGAUGGUUCUGUUUCAUAUGCCCAUCGUCUUGUUCGAAUUAAAGAGCCCAUAUUGAGAGUCCCCACACUAGCAAUUCACUUGGACAGGGAUUCAGUCGCAUUUGCGGUGAACACAGAGACCCAACUUCUCCCUAUUUUGGCAACAACUAUUAAGGGGGAAUUGAAUAAAGUUGUUACCAAAAACGAUGCACAAAAUGGCGAAGAGAAAACAGAUCAGAAGUCAACGCCUACUAGCUCAAAGCAUCACUUGCUUGUAUUACAGCUACUUGCUGAGCAACUUGGCUGCGAACCAGAUGACAUAUUUGAUUUUGACUUGCAAGUUUGUGAUGCCCAACCAAGUGUGAUUGGCGGCGCUAAGAGAGAAUUCAUAUUCUCUGGAAGGCUGGACAAUUUAUGCAUGACAUUUUGCUCUUUGAAGGCACUGAUUGACAGUACAUCUUCUGAAAGUAGCCUUGAGGACGAGCCUGGUAUCAGAAUGGUGGCCUUGUUCGACAAUGAGGAGGUUGGAUCUAAUUCAGCCCAGGGGGCUGGAUCUCCAGCAAUGCUUGAUGCUUUAUCACGAAUUACGACUUCCUUUAGCUCAUACCCUUCGCUGGUUGAAAAAGCUAUCCAGAAAAGUCACCUGGUCUCUGCUGAUAUGGCGCAUGCAUUACACCCUAAUUAUAUGGAAAAGUACGAAGAUAAUCAUCGGCCUAAGUUCCAUGGAGGACUGGUCAUCAAGACCAAUGCAAAUAAUAAAUACGCAACUAAUGCAGUCAGUUCUGCCAUAUUCCGGGAGUUAGCUAUAAGACAUAACCUCCCUGUCCAGGAAUUUGUGGUGCGCAAUGACAUGGCUUGUGGCACAACCAUUGGGCCAAUCCUUGCAAGCGGGUUAGGUAUACGAACCGUAGAUGUGGGAGCGCCACAGCUAUCAAUGCACAGCAUUCGAGAAGUAUGUGGCACUGAUGAUGUUGAUUACUCCUACCAACAUUUCAAGGCUUAUUUCGAAGAGUUCUCAAGUCUUGAUACCAUCCCCGCUGAUAUCUAGAACCUUCUUUCUCAUAUUCUAACUUCUAAGAAUAUUAAAAUAAGGUUAGGAAUUUAAACCUACCAUCCAUAAAAACCAUUACCAUUAGGAAUUUAAACCUACCAUCCAUAAAAACCAUUACCAUGGAUGGUUAUGUAACCUUUUCUAUUCUAUGUAAUUCCAUUAACUACUGUCAAGACAUUUUAUAUCAAUAAAAUCAGAAGUCAAUGGAUGAAUUCGUAGAA
Molecule: messenger RNA, 1740 nt
Organism: Benincasa hispida (wax gourd)
Lineage: Eukaryota; Viridiplantae; Streptophyta; Magnoliopsida; Cucurbitales; Cucurbitaceae
Product: putative aspartyl aminopeptidase
Biological process (GO): proteolysis
Molecular function (GO): zinc ion binding; aminopeptidase activity
Source: RefSeq, a predicted model, not a curated record